Molecule: messenger RNA, 3927 nt
Organism: Callithrix jacchus (white-tufted-ear marmoset)
Lineage: Eukaryota; Metazoa; Chordata; Mammalia; Primates; Cebidae
Gene: RAD54B
Product: RAD54 homolog B
Biological process (GO): reciprocal meiotic recombination; double-strand break repair via homologous recombination
Cellular component (GO): nucleus
Molecular function (GO): ATP binding; DNA translocase activity
Source: RefSeq, a predicted model, not a curated record
CGCGCAGUGGGCUCGUCCGCGAUUGGCUGCGCCGAGGCGGGAGCCUUGAGCUUCUCCGGCGGCGAGGGGUUCGCUGGUUGCCAGAAGUUUAUGUUUUGCAGGGUCAGUGGUUUCUGUCAGAUUUUCGCCGGUGCGUUCUGGACAGGGAAGCUUGGGAGGCUGUGACGGCCUGUAGGCUCGUGCGGGACAAAGCAGCGAGUGGUGCGGGAGCAGGCCUCUAAGGGAGGAGGUCACCACUACGGAAUAUGAGACGAUCUGCAGCACCAAGUCAAUUGCAGGGGAAUUCCUUCAAAAAACCAAAAUUUAUACCUCCAGGAAGAAGUAAUCCAGGUCUGAAUGAAGAGAUUACAAAACUGAAUCCAGAUAUAAAAUUAUUUGAGGGUGCUGCAAAUAAUAACACCUUUUUCCCGUCACAAAAUGAUCCUAGAAUAUGCAAUUUAAAUAUUCUGCCUACUGAAGAAAGUACUAGAGAAAUUAAUUGCAGAGAUAAUUGCAGUGGAAAAUAUUGUUUGGAAGCACCUACAAUGGCAACAUUAGAUCCACCUCAUACAGUUCAUUCAGCUCCUAAAGAACUACCAGUGUCCAAGGACCAAGAGGAAAAAUCUGAUAGCCUAGUUAAAUAUUUCAAUGUUGUUUGGUGUAAGCCUUCAAAGAAAAAACAUAAAAAGUGGGAAGGUGAUGCUGUUCUUAUUGUAAGAGGAAGGUCAUUUACAUUAAAGGAUUUCGAAGGCAAAGACAUUGGAAGAGGCAUUGGUUAUAAAUUCAAAGAGCUUGAAAAGAUUGAAGAGGGCCAAACACUGAUGAUUUGUGGAAAAGAAAUAGAAGUCAUGGGUGUCAUCUCUCCAGAUGACUUCAGCAGUGGCAGGUGUUUUCAGCUUGGAGGAGGAAGUACUGCUACCUCUCAUUCUUCUCUGGCUGCCAGGAAAUGUUUCUCUAACCCUUUCAAAAGCGUUUGUAAACCAAGUUCAAAGGAAAAUAGACAGAAUGAUUUCCAAAAUUGCAAACCACGCCAUGACCCGUAUAUGCCAAAUUCCCUUGUUAUGCCACGACCAGAUAAGAAUCACCAGCGGGUAUUCAAUAAGAACUGUUUACCUCUUGUGGAUGUAGUGAUUGAUCCUUACCUUGUUUAUCAUCUUCGACCACAUCAGAAAGAAGGAAUCAUAUUCCUUUAUGAAUGUGUGAUGGGAAUGAGAAUGAAUGGCAGAUGUGGAGCUAUUCUUGCUGAUGAAAUGGGUUUAGGGAAAACACUGCAAUGUAUUUCGCUCAUCUGGACCCUGCAGUGUCAGGGACCCUAUGGAGGCAAGCCAGUAAUAAAGAAGACACUAAUUGUCACACCUGGAAGCUUGGUGAAUAAUUGGAAGAAAGAAUUUCAGAAAUGGCUAGGAAGUGAAAGGAUUAAGAUAUUUACUGUUGAUCAGGACCACAAAGUCGAAGAAUUCAUCAAAUCUGUAUUUUAUUCUGUUCUUGUUAUCAGUUAUGAAAUGUUACUUCGUUCCCUGGAUCAAAUUAAGGAUAUAAAAUUUGAUAUUCUAAUCUGUGAUGAGGGACAUCGGUUGAAGAACAGUGCGAUUAAGACAACUACAGCCCUUAUUAGCCUUUCUUGUGAUAAAAGAAUAAUUCUAACUGGUACUCCAAUUCAGAAUGAUCUGCAAGAAUUUUUUGCAUUAAUUGAUUUUGUAAAUCCAGGAAUAUUAGGCUCUUUGUCAUCUUAUAGGAAAAUAUAUGAAGAACCCAUCAUUUUAUCAAGAGAACCUUCUGCUUCUGAGGAAGAAAAAGAGUUGGGAGAGAGAAGAGCAGCUGAACUUACUUGCCUUACUGGACUCUUUAUCCUUAGAAGAACCCAAGAAAUUAUAAAUAAAUAUCUUCCACCUAAAAUAGAGAAUGUAGUCUUUUGCCGACCAGUAGCACUCCAGAUUGAGCUGUAUCGAAAGCUGCUAAAUUCUCAGGUUGUCAGGUUCUGUCUUCAAGGAUUGUUGGAAAAUAGUCCUCAUCUAAUUUGUAUAGGAGCUCUUAAAAAACUGUGCAAUCAUCCCUGCCUUUUGUUCAACUCUAUAAAGGAAAAAGAAUGUAGCUCAACUUGUGAUAAAAAUGAAGAAAAGAGUCUAUACAAAGGCUUGCUAAGUGUCUUUCCUGCUGACUACAACCCUCUCCUAUUUACUGAAAAGGAGUCAGGAAAACUACAGGUGCUGUCAAAGCUCUUAGCUGUUAUCCAUGAACUUCGACCUACUGAAAGGGUGGUGUUGGUAUCCAACUAUACACAAACCUUGAACAUUUUACAAGAAGUAUGUAAGCGUCAUGGAUAUGCUUAUACAAGACUUGAUGGGCAAACACCAAUCUCUCAAAGGCAGCAGAUUGUUGAUGGCUUUAAUAGUCAACACUCUUCUGUUUUUAUUUUUUUGUUAAGUUCAAAAGCUGGUGGUGUAGGACUUAACCUUAUUGGAGGAUCUCACUUAAUUCUUUAUGACAUUGAUUGGAAUCCAGCCACUGAUAUUCAGGCAAUGUCCAGAGUAUGGAGAGAUGGUCAGAAGCAUCCUGUACAUAUUUACAGACUCCUAACCACAGGUACAAUAGAAGAAAAGAUCUAUCAAAGGCAGAUCAGUAAGCAAGGUCUUUGUGGGGCAGUUGUCGAUCUCACUAAGACAUCGGAACAUAUUCAGUUUUCACUAGAAGAACUUAAAAAUUUGUUCACCUUGCAUGAAAGUUCAUCUUGUGUUACUCAUGACCUGCUUGACUGUGAGUGUACAGGAGAAGUUCAUACAGGUGAUUCGUUGGAAAAAUUCAUUGUCUCUGGAGAUUGUCAGCUUGAUCCACAUCACCAGAAAUCUAACUCCCCGAAACUUCUUUCUAUGUCCCAGCUGAAGCAAUGGAAACAUUUUUCUGGAGACCAUUCAAAUCUUACAGAUCCUUUUCUUGAACGAAUAACAGAAAAUGUGUCAUUCAUUUUUCAGAAUAUAACCACUCAAGCUACUGUCACAUAAUGAACAAUUACUUCAUGACAUUUUCUUGCUCUUCUUUUAAAAAUUAGUAUGAUAAUUAAAUGUACUUUUUGAAAAUUAAUAGAAUUAUUUUAUUUUUGAGAUGGAGUUUCGCCCUUGUUACCCAGGCUGGAGUGCAAUGGCGUGAUCUUGGCUCACCGCAACCUCCGCCUUCUGGGUUCAGGCAAUUCUCCUGCCUCAGCCUCCUGAGUAGCUGGGAUUACAAGCACGCGCCACCAUGCCCAGCUAAUUUUUUGUAUUUUUAGUAGAGACGGGGUUUCACCGUGUUGACCAGGAUGGUCUCGGUCUCUUGACCUCGUGAUCUACCCGCCUUGGCCUCCUAAAGUGCUGGGAUUACAGGCGUGAGCCGCCACGCCCGGCCAAUAGAAUUAUUUAAAUUACAAUGUAUUUUGCAAAAUACAUCAUAGUUUUGAUACAAUAGUCAAAAUUGUUUGAGUGGUUUAAUUUUUUGUAAAUAUUGUUAAAUACUUACAUGAAAAAUUAAAGAUGUGCUUCUAUCAUCAUAUAAUUGUUAACAAUUCCUUGAGUAAUACACUUUUAUUAAGUAUCCACUGAGAAAUUUUUAUAAGGAGGAGCAAAGAAAUAUAAAAAGGUAAAAUUCUUAGUCUCUGUCUUUGGGAAAACUAAUCUGAUAAGAAAUAUUAGACAUAGAUAUUUGAAACAACUCAAAACUUGGUAAGUUUAAAAUGUAGCUCAAAGGAGAAAGAGAAUGAGAGGCUAUGAUUGCAAAUGCCAUAGAUGUUGGAUGUAAUAGUUGCUGCAGGGCAGUUUGAGUGAGAAAAGUCAGUAGGUUGGUGCAGGAGAUGAAAGAUUUGGGAACACUUUAGGGCACUAGUUCCUAGUUUGCGAUCUCAGACUUAUGCAGUCUAUAAAGCCAUGUUCACCAAAUACUGUUUAUGCACUGAAUAAAGGUUCAACUACCAUCCUUUAA